This is a messenger RNA of Melitaea cinxia (Glanville fritillary), 3850 nucleotides long. RefSeq names its product serine/threonine-protein kinase/endoribonuclease IRE1 (gene Ire1). The coding region runs from base 29 to 3103 and encodes 1024 amino acids. NCBI's taxonomy places the organism in Eukaryota, Metazoa, Arthropoda, Insecta, Lepidoptera, Nymphalidae. The record is from RefSeq and is a predicted model, not a curated record. The transcript is spliced from 14 exons. Gene Ontology annotation, cellular component: IRE1-TRAF2-ASK1 complex. Gene Ontology annotation, biological process: mRNA processing; IRE1-mediated unfolded protein response; intrinsic apoptotic signaling pathway in response to endoplasmic reticulum stress. Gene Ontology annotation, molecular function: protein serine/threonine kinase activity; RNA endonuclease activity; ATP binding.
UAAAUUUACCAAUGGGUAUAAAGUAAAAAUGCGGUUAUUAUUUGUUAUAUUGUUUGUGUUAGAGUCCUUCGGGCUCGGAUCUGUUGUGAAUAAAGAUAGAAAGGAGAAUACAGAACUAUCUAGAGCUUUUGAUGACCGGCCUUUGCUGUUCGCCACGUUAGGGGGCGGCAUGGUAGCUGUAGAGCCUCUGUCAGGAAAUGUUAUAUGGAAACUCAAAGAUGAACCAGUGGUAAAAGUCCCAAAUCAACAUGCCAAUCUUAUGCCCCAAUUCUUGCCGGAUCCACGGCACGGCUUCCUCUACAUGUACGGUCCAAGAGGAGACAAGCAGAUGCUCAAAAAAUUACCGUUUACAAUACCAGAACUGGUGGCCAACGCUCCCUGCCGCUCUAGUGAGGGCAUGCUCUACACGGGCAAGAAGAGCGACACUUGGUUCAUACUUGAUCCCUUGACAGGGUCAAGAGAGCAUGUUUCAGGCUUCGACACUUCGAAGAUAUUUAACGGUGACAAUGAGCAAACAUGCUCGGGGAAAAAACGCGGUGUUUACAUAGCGCGUACAGAGUACAACAUACUGAUGCACGACGCCAAUAACGAGAAUCAGAAAUGGAAUGUCACGUUCUUCGAUUAUACAUCACAUGCUAUGGGCAAAGAAAUGCUAAACGAUUAUGGCAUCAUACAUUUUACAUCAACUUCGAAUGGGCGGAUAAUGUCAUUCGAUAGAAAAACUGGUGACCUUGUCUGGUCACAUAAUUUUGAAACACCGGUUGUCGCCGCUUAUUUGCUAGACAGAGAGGGACUUUUAUCUGUCCCUUUCAACUCUAUAGGAGAUGAUACGUUAGACCAUAUUAUGGAAGAUGCGUCUACGUUGAGAAAUGGUCAGGGUAUUAAAAAUUCGAAUAUUGAAUUAUAUCCAACUUUAUACAUAGGAGAGCAUAAUCACGGUCUAUACGCGUUAUCUUCUCUAGUAGACAAGAAUACAGUGACAAUAUCCACUGGACAUUCAAAACCCCUACUACUAGAGGGUCCAGCUACAGAAACUCAGACAAAAGCGGACAAAAUCACAUACGAACCAUUCAAGAAUGUCCACUACCAACUCAAUGAUUUAAAUUUACACGUAACACCACCUUAUUUACUAUUAGGACAUUAUAAAGUACCGGAGUUGACAACGUCGUGGACGCCGCAACUUCCUAACACGAAUUUCCUAAAUACGCACACACAGGAUCUUGAAACGAUCAAAUUAAUCAAUGGAGAAGUUCAUACAAAUACCGAUAAGGAUGGUGAAAAUGAAACCAAUUUAAAAUCGAGUUCGGUAUCAGUUUCGGUUCAGACUGAGGAGUUUCAGGAACUAUUUUUAAGACCAGAUUUGUGGUAUAAACAGUGGCAUAUUUGGUUAAAUCAGCAAGAAAAUAAAGCUUUGAAAGUACUGCUUAUAAUUUUGAUGGGACUGGUUGUUACGAUGUUUUGGUAUCUCCGCUAUCAGGCACGGGAGUUCCAACAGUUAUCUCAAGGGAGUUCAAGGUCAUCCAACGCGUCCACUUCGUCACAAGGAGAGGUGACAGGACAGUUGGUAGAGUUAGGGGAUGGUGAAGUGCGUAUUGGGAGGAUCAGUUUCUAUACGGACCAGGUCUUGGGGAAGGGGUGUGAGGGUACAUUUGUGUACAGAGGAACUUUCGACAAGCGGGCGGUAGCCGUGAAGCGCUUGCUACCAGAGUGCUUUACAUUCGCGGACCGUGAGGUAACGCUAUUAAGGGAGUCGGAUGCGCAUGCGCAUGUUGUGCGGUACUACUGCACGGAGAGGGAUAAACAAUUUAGGUAUAUAGCAUUAGAGUUGUGCUCAGCAACGCUACAAGAUUAUGUUGAGAAGAAAUUAAAUUUUGAGUGCAAAAUCGAUGCGGUUGAGGUGCUACGGCAAGCUACGCUGGGCUUGUCACAUUUACAUUCCAUGGAUAUAGUUCACAGAGAUAUUAAGCCUCACAACGUCCUGCUGUCGAUGCCAACUGGUAACGGGGAAGUUCGUGCAAUGAUCUCAGAUUUUGGUUUGUCGAAGAAACUGAACAUAGGAAGGGUCAGUUUCUCGAGGCGAUCCGGUGUUACUGGUACCGAUGGCUGGAUAGCACCUGAAAUGAUUAACGGAGAAAGGACGACAACGUCUGUUGACAUGUUUUCUCUGGGCUGUGUUUUUUACUAUGUUCUAUCAAAGGGACACCAUCCAUUCGGUGAUGUGUUAAGAAGGCAGGCUAAUAUACUUACAGGGGAAUACAAUUUAGACCAACUAGAUAAGGUGUUGCCAGAAGAAGAGGUACUGGUAACGAAGAUCCUCAUUCGUGCGAUGAUCUCGGCGCGCGCGGCGGCGCGGCCGCCCUGCUCCACAGUGCUCAAGUACCCCAUGUUUUGGGGGAAACAGAGCAUAUUGAAUUUCUUGCAGGACGUGAGCGACCAGGUGGAGAGUAGCAGCGAGGAGGGCGCGACGCACCCGCUGGAGACGGGAGCGCGGCGCGUGCUGCGGGGAGACUGGCGUGCGCACGUGUGCGGCGCCGUGGCGGGCGACCUGCGCGCGCGCCGCACCUACCGCGGGGAGCGCGUCGCGCACCUGCUGCGGGCCAUUCGGAACAAGAAACACCACUACAGAGAGCUAGAACAGGAAGUUCGUGAAAGUCUCGGAAAAUUGCCAGAUGGGUUUGUCACCUAUUGGCUGAAGAGAUUCCCGCUGCUCUUGCCGCACGUAUGGCUACAGAUGCAACAAUACCGACAAGAAGAUAUUCUCCAGGCGUACUACCCACGUUCCUUCGUGUUUAGUAGAGACGACGUAGCGGAGCUUAGUAAUAACACAGAUUGCGAAGAACUACUCCCGAGUGAUAUAGAGAAAAACGAAUUAUUCCUUAAAAGUAGAAUCUAUUAUGAUGAAAACGAUAAAGAUAAAAAGUAUUAUAGAAAAGAAGGUUCACCCCGUAAACGUAAUGUAUACGUAAGCGAUUGGCGAAGUGGAGCGCAAAGUGUGGACUUUAGAGUAAGACAGGACGAUGUUAGAAUGCGAGACAAGCAUUAUCUCAAGAAAAAGGAAAAGAAAAGGGAAGAAGUACCCGUCUGGAGUUUACCUCCGCAAUAGCUAAGUAGGUUUUAUUUAUUAAAUAAGUGCAAUUCUUAACAUUAAGUUGUAAAAAUGGUCUCAGUGAAGUUUAAAUUGAGGGGCUAUAAGAUGCCUUUAUUUCACUUAGAGUGAGUGAGGACAAUUAACUAUUAAUUAUUAAUAUAUAUUUUUUUUGAGAUAGACUAGCGGUCGUCAAAUUUUUUCGGCCAAGGGCCGCAUAGGGCAAGAUAUCCUAGGCAAGCGGCACACUAAAUGACGUUUGUCGUUUUUGUCCACUUAUAUGUUUUCGGUUCUUAUUCAUAUUUGUUACAUAAUAUUGACGUACUACGGCUAAGACAAUAGAAUAUAGCACCCCCACUCUUCCCAUGUCUGUCCUAAGAAAGGAUUAAGGAAUAACAAAGUUUUCUACGAACUUGGAAUUUAUCUUAUCUGAAAUUCGAAGGCAUGAGAGGGCACGAUGAUUCUACACCGUGGUCACUUGUUUUACUUCUGUGAAGGUUAUAGAUAGGUAUUGUAGGAGUUAUCAGGGAAGUGGACAUAAGGUGCCAAUCAAAAUACCAAUUGCGACAUUUCAAUCUUAUACGUUUAGAUCUUCUUCAGGCAUCUACAAAUUUGUUCUACAUAUGAAAAAGCUGCAUGUGUGAUUACCAAUAUACACAUAUAGAAUAAUAACAAAAAAAAAAUUACCUUUACAUGUAGUGUUUAAUUGACAUCUUCAUACUUCUAUUGUUAAUAUGUAUAAUCAUAUUAUAUAAUGCUUUAUAA